Caenorhabditis angaria is the source of this 1292-nucleotide messenger RNA. The record is from the annotation of a GenBank genome assembly. NCBI's taxonomy places the organism in Eukaryota, Metazoa, Nematoda, Chromadorea, Rhabditida, Rhabditidae.
AUGAACUCAUUCGUUUUCUCCUUGUUGCUCGUCGUCGUUGUUUUGUGUGCACUUUCAACAGCAUCACCACUCAUCUACAGACCACAGGUUUGUUUGGGGAUUUAGGAUAGGAGGACGAGAGUUAUCCCAAUUUGAAAGCAUAACAUUGAGCUUUAAUAGGCGUAGCUCCGAAACACAUUUGCUUAAACCUAGCCUAGAUUUGCUGUCGCUGUCCGAAAAAUACCAAAGAUCUUGCGGAUACUAGUAGGGCUAUGUGUAAGAGAGAGCUUAGGGGAAAGUUUUGAUAGAUAACCACACGAGAUUUUACGGACCUGUCCAAAUCCGUUUAUAAUCCAUGGUCUUGAGCAAACUCUGUUCUCGAGAAUUGUUCAUUCCGCUCUCGCAUUUUUCCCAAAAUCUUGAUUUUUCCACGGACUUAUUUGUUUUUUUCUCAAAAAUUUAUAACAGAAUUUUAAUUAAAAACAAAAAAUUAUCCAUCUAUAUUUUUGCCGACCUUUAUGCUUUCAUGGUUUCUUGUCAUUAAAAACUAGUCAUCUAUUUUUCGUGAUGAUUAUAAAUUGGCCUCAUUUUUCCUUGCUCUCGCUUCUAACUUUUUGCCUCUCGAAAGUUCAAACGUGCGAUAAUAGACUAAUAAAUACGGAUGGCUGCGCUUUCAAAUUAACUUCGUAUAGUCAUAUUUAAUUAAAACAGAACUGAAUUGACUUCAGUAGUUCCAUUUUUUUAGUUCUAGAUGAGUAAACUGUGACGUUUCAAGUUGUGGCCGAAAGGAAAAAAUGCGGGGAGAUUCAAUUUUUAGUCAGUCAUAUCCGCUGGGAAUUUGUGUUAUUCUGAUUCUAGAGAAAAAUAUUUUUACUUGUAUAGUGGUUUUUGUUGCAGUUAUACGAUGAUGUUCAAUAUGUUAAAAGAAGUAAUGCUGAAUUGAUCAAUGGAUUAAUUGGAAUGGAUCUCGGAAAAUUGUCGGCUGUCGGAAAACGGUUUGUACUUUACUUCUUUUAAAUUAUAUACUAUUCAAUCAGAAAACUUUUUUUGUCCUUUCGAAUACUCACAAAUUCUUGCUUCUUCUCCCUGUGCGAAGCUUCAGAACAUUGAACUCUGAUUCUUGUUGGGGUAACAAAAAGAUUUUGACAGACGAAAAUAUUUCCCACCGGGAUAAAAAACUAUUUUCGAUAUAAAGCCUUCCGCCUUCUAUUUUUGUUCUAAUUAAUUGUUUUUGAUACAGAUCAAACGCUGAAUUGAUCAACGGACUCUUGGGAAUGAAUCUCAACAAGUUGAGCAGCGCUGGACGACGAUAA